Urocitellus parryii (Arctic ground squirrel) is the source of this 432-nucleotide messenger RNA. NCBI's taxonomy places the organism in Eukaryota, Metazoa, Chordata, Mammalia, Rodentia, Sciuridae. The record is from RefSeq and is a predicted model, not a curated record.
AUGGCCUUUAAAGCCCUCCUGGAAGAGCUUCAUACAGCAGCCAGUUGCCCCAACUGCCASGGUUAUCUAACAGAUGCAGUGACUAUUCAAUUUGGGCACAACCUCUGUCGCUCUUGCAUCUCCCAGCACUGCAAAGAUCUACAGGAUAUCUUCCCCUGUCCUGUCUGUUUCCAUCACUGCUGUACCAAGAACCUCAAAAAAAACACCCAGUUAUGCAACAUGGUUCAGACUGUCAUGAGGCUGCCUGAUCCAAGAGUUAAGAGGAGACCCCUGGGUGAGAAGCACAGUGAGGUUCUGGACUUGUUCUGUGAGGAGGUCCUGGAGUUCUUGUGUCCCCAGUGCAGAGUCUCCUCCAACCACCAGGAUCACGACCUGACACCCAUUAAUCAAGCUGCAGCUCCUUCUCAGGACAAAGCUCAAAAACCACAUUAA